CACCCAGGAGUCUCUGCUGGGGAGGGGGCUCAUCCAUCACACGGCUGCAUCCAAACUGGGGGGUUCCGAGGGUUCCCCAAAGCGGGGAGGUGGGGGUCACCGUGUGCCUUCGGAGGGGACAUGGGGACAUUCCAUCCCCUCUGCACCCAGCCCGGGUGUGCAGCUCCUGGGGGCGCUCGGGGAGGGGGUCCCAGAGCAAUCCCCCACCCCCAGCAGCCCCCCGGGAGCCGGGCGAGGGGGCCCAGCCCGGGGCAGGCUUUGCAGCCGGCUUGGCCGUCCCUCCUCCAGCCGGGAUUUGCACACGAAUCCCGGCUCUUCACACGAGCCAAGGCCACCGGCUGCCACCAGCGCCGGCCACACGCCGGGGUCACCCGCGCCGACCCCCGGCCCCGCAGGAGGAUGGCAGCCGGCGACGAGAAGCGGCACCUCCUGAGCGAGGGCACAGGCGGGGGCUACGCGGGGGCUGCGCGGAAGGACGGGCAGAGCGCGGAGCGGGGACAGGAGCCCGCCCUGGAGCUGGGGACACGGCGUGGCCAGCACUGCCACACGCGCGGCGCCGGCGGCCAGCCCGGCCAGCAGCAGCGGGCGCGGAGGAAGCUCUACCUGGCCGCUGGCAUCUGCCUCUUCUUCAUGGUGGGGGAAGCCGUGGGUGGGUACCUGGCACACAGCCUGGCCAUCCUGACGGACGCUGCCCACCUGCUGACGGACUUUGCCAGCAUCAUGAUCAGCCUCUUUGCACUCUGGGUGUCCUCACGGCCCCCCACCAAAACCAUGAACUUCGGGUGGCACCGGGCAGAGAUCCUGGGGGCCCUGCUCUCCGUGCUCUCCAUCUGGGUGGUGACGGGGGUCCUGGUGUACCUGGGGGCGCAGCGCCUGCUCUCGGGUGACUACGACAUCCAGGGCGGGGUCAUGCUCAUCACCUCGGCCUGCGCCGUGGCCGUCAACAUCGUGAUGGGGCUGGCUCUGCACCAGACGGGGCACGGGCACAGCCACGGGGCAGCCGGCGAGGCGCCCAGCGCCAGCGUCCGCGCCGCCUUCGUGCACGUGCUGGGCGACCUGCUGCAGAGCCUGGGCGUGCUCAUCGCCUCCUACGUCAUCUUCUUCAAGCCCCAGUACAAGUUCGUGGAUCCCAUCUGCACCUUCCUGUUCUCCGCGCUGGUGCUGGGGACAACGCUGACCAUCCUCCGCGAUGUCCUGCUCGUCCUCAUGGAGGGGACCCCCAAAGGGAUGGAUUUCAACGCCGUGCGGGAGACGCUGCUGGCGGUGCGGGGCGUGGAGGCCGUGCACAGCCUGCACAUCUGGGCCCUGACCGCCGCGCAGCCGCUGCUGUCCGUGCACAUCGCCAUCAACGCGGCUGCCAGCGCGCAGGAGGUGCUGGAGGAGGCGAGCUCCCGGCUGCAGGGCGCCUUCCGCUUCCACAGCACCACCAUCCAGGUGGAGAGCUUCUCCGAGGAGAUGCGGGAGUGCCGGGAGUGCCAGCCCCCCCGCGACUGACCCCCGCCCCGCCCGGGCCGCUUUUCCUGCGGCAAAUAAAGCAGAGCCCGCGGGGGGGAUGCUGGCUCUGGCUGUUAUCUCCGCUAUCGGCAGGAGCCAAGGACAGACCCAGGGCUGCGGCAGCUCACGGUGCCUGUUGGAGGCCACCUGAUAUUCCGUGUUUCUAUUCAGUGCCGCUGAAACACUCCUUUUCCCUCCUCCGGGGCGCGCUGGGCUGCCCGGGGACUGCGGGACACGCAGCUGGAGCCAGCGAGGGAGGUCACACGCAGCUCUUAUCGCUCCUCUGUUUGCUCUCGGGAAGCUGAAGGACUCUCCCUCCCCGCAGGGCUGGGGGGGCUGCCCGGGCUAUUCCCAGGGUGCCGAUGGCAGAAGAGUUGGAGCAGCCAAAAGCUGGGGCUCCCGGGGCUCCCGGGGCUCCCCCACACCCCACAGCCACCAUCCG
Molecule: messenger RNA, 1936 nt
Organism: Passer montanus (Eurasian tree sparrow)
Lineage: Eukaryota; Metazoa; Chordata; Aves; Passeriformes; Passeridae
Gene: SLC30A2
Product: solute carrier family 30 member 2
Exons: 8
Coding region: 121-1494 (457 amino acids)
Biological process (GO): response to zinc ion; zinc ion transmembrane transport
Cellular component (GO): plasma membrane
Molecular function (GO): zinc ion transmembrane transporter activity
Source: RefSeq, a predicted model, not a curated record